AUGGAUCCACCUAACGAAUUCCCCGAUGAUUUUUCUUCGUUCCCUCCAAUCCCAUUCGCCCUCUUUGUUCCCCCAGAAAACCCUAACCCCAAUUCAAACGCAGCGCCAAUUCCAAAUACAGUCGAAAACCCUAGCUCAGCUCACCUUCUUUCCUUCUCGGUCCCCAAGAAACGAAGACGAGGCAGGCCUCAUAGGGUUCCGACGUCGUUUCAGUUACCUCCAAUUCCCAACGGCGUUUUCAACAGUAAUAACAACGGUCUUGCUUCUUUUUCCAGUUCAAUUUCAGCUCAUUCCUCCAGAAACAAUAUAGAAAUCCCUGGUUCUUUGGCAAGAACCAUGCCUGAUAUGUCCGACGAGAUCAUCGUGAUCAAUAAGGAGUCCACAGCGGAGGCGCUGAUCGCGCUGUCGGCUGGUUUUCCUGCGGAUUCGCUCACCGAGGAGGAAAUUGAUUUCGGGGUAAUUCGAAUUAUUGGGGGCAUAGAGCAGGUCAAUUACAUUCUCAUUAGGAACCACAUAAUUGCUAAAUGGCGUGAAAAUGUGUCGAAUUGGGUCACAAAAGAUAUAUUUAUUGAUUCUAUACCUAAACAUUGUCAUUCCCUGUUGGAUUCUACUUAUAAAUAUCUGGUUUCGCAUGGUUAUAUUAACUUUGGGGUUGCUCCGGCUAUCAAAGAGAAGAUUCCGGCUGAACCCAGUAAACCACAUGUGAUUGUGAUUGGUGCUGGGCUUGCUGGUCUGGCUGCUGCCAGGCAAAUGAUGCGUUUUGGGUUUAAAGUGACUGUUUUGGAGGGUAGGAAGCGAGCGGGCGGGCGGGUUUAUACUAAGAAAAUGGAGGGAGGAAUUAGGGUAUGUGCAGCGGCGGAUUUAGGGGGGAGUGUUUUGACUGGUACAUUAGGGAACCCACUUGGCAUUGUUGCACGCCAAUUGGGUUAUGUGCUUCAUAAAGUGAGGGAUAGGUGCCCACUUUAUAGUUUUGAUGGGAAGCCUGUAGAUCCUGAUAUGGAUAUGAAGGUGGAAACUGCUUUUAACCAGCUUCUAGAUAAGGCAAGUAGGCUUAGGCAGUUAAUGGGAGGUGUUUCGGUUGACGUGUCUCUUGGUGCAGCAUUGGAAACGUUCUGGCAGGUUUAUGGGGAUGCUGUGAAUGCUGAGGAGAUGAACAUGUUUAAUUGGCAUCUUGCAAAUUUGGAAUAUGCAAAUGCAGGUUUAAUAUCAAAUCUUUCACUUGCAUUUUGGGACCAAGAUGAUCCGUAUGAUAUGGGAGGGGACCAUUGCUUCUUGCCUGGAGGAAAUGGAAGGUUGGUGCAGGCUUUGGCAGAGAAUGUACCGAUCUUAUAUGAGAAAAUUGUGCACACCAUUAGGUAUGGUAGUGAUGGAGUGCAGGUUAUUGCUGGCAGCCAGGUUUUUGAGGGUGAUAUGGCAUUGUGCACUGUUCCACUUGGUGUUUUGAAGAGCGGGUCCAUCAAGUUUAUUCCAGAGUUGCCUCAGAGAAAGCUUGAUGGAAUAAAGAGGUUGGGGUUCGGACUGUUGAAUAAGGUUGCAAUGCUUUUUCCUCAUGUGUUCUGGGGCACAGAUCUUGAUACCUUUGGCCACCUUUCUGAUGAUUCAACCCGUCGAGGGGAGUUCUUCCUGUUUUACAGCUAUGCAACAGUUGCUGGCGGUCCCCUUUUGAUUGCUUUAGUAGCGGGUGAAGCUGCACAUAAGUUUGAGAGCAUGCCCCCUACGGAUGCUGUGACCCGGGUUAUUCAGAUUCUCAAGGGUAUAUAUGAACCACAAGGAAUUAGUGUCCCAGAGCCCAUCCAAACAGUCUGUACCAGAUGGGGAAGCGACCCCUUCAGCCUAGGUUCUUACUCUAAUGUGGCAGUAGGGGCGUCUGGAGAUGAUUAUGAUAUUUUAGCAGAAAGUGUAGGAGAUGGACGGCUUUUCUUUGCAGGUGAGGCUACCAAUCGGAGAUAUCCUGCAACCAUGCAUGGCGCUUUUCUUAGUGGGCUCAGAGAAGCUGCAAAUAUGGCUCACUAUGCUAACGCUCGUGCCCUGAGGAUAAAAAUUAACAGGAACCCAUCAAAGAAUGCCCAUUCUUGUGCUUCCCUUCUUGCGGAUUUAUUUAGGGAGCCUGAUUUAGAAUUUGGGAGUUUUUCUGUUAUCUUUUGUCGAAGGAAUGCUGAUCCUAAGUCGACGGCAAUUUUAAGAGUGACAUUUAAUGAGCCUCGGAAGAAGAGUCAUGACAGUGCAAAACCUGAUCAACAGCAUUCAAAUAAGUUACUUUUUCAGCAGCUUCAGUCACAUUUUAAUCAGCAGCAGCAACUUCAUGUUUACACGUUGUUAUCUAGGCAGCAGGUUCUUGACCUCAGAGAGGUGCGAGGAGGUGAUGAGAUGAGGUUGAAUUACCUCUGUGAAAAGCUGGGAGUGAAGCUGGUGGGGAGAAAAGGAUUGGGGCCUACUGCUGAUUCUGUAAUUGCCUUAAUAAAAGCUGAAAGGGGCAUUCGUAAACCAGCUUCGACUUCAUUGGCUUUAAAGUCUGGGACAUCAAAGCUGAAAGCUGGCACUUUGAAACGAAAACUGGUCAGAAAGGCUAAAAUAAUGCGCCAUGGCAAUGGGUCUGCACCUUCUGCUAAUUCAAACUCAGUGAAUGAUAAAGUGUCAGACGAAACUAAAACCACAAGUCAAGCACCCUCUAACACACUUGGUUCAGGGCAAAAUCAUUCCGACGUGUUGAAGAAUGAGUAG
Molecule: messenger RNA, 2721 nt
Organism: Prunus armeniaca (apricot)
Lineage: Eukaryota; Viridiplantae; Streptophyta; Magnoliopsida; Rosales; Rosaceae
Source: the annotation of a GenBank genome assembly